Messenger RNA from Poeciliopsis prolifica (blackstripe livebearer), 3503 nucleotides. Its product is annotated as tandem C2 domains nuclear protein. The coding region runs from base 777 to 2192 and encodes 471 amino acids. NCBI's taxonomy places the organism in Eukaryota, Metazoa, Chordata, Actinopteri, Cyprinodontiformes, Poeciliidae. The transcript has 11 exons. The record is from RefSeq and is a predicted model, not a curated record. Gene Ontology annotation, cellular component: nucleus.
AUCAGGGGCCACAAAACGCCAACAGCCUUUGUACUGUCGUCAUGUAGUCAUUAGAGCGGUGGCCAGGAAUUAGUGAUGAAAAUGUAAAAGUGGCAUGAAUAAAAUCCUUAGUCAUCAUUUUGUGAACGAUAAUAAUAAUAACUUGGAGGCACUGGUCAAAGGGCAAAAAGGCAACAGUUGUUUUAAUUUAACCUUUCAUCCUUGAGAACUUGUCAAACUUUGACACACCUGAUCGUUAUAAUUAUUAUUUUCUUGCAUGUUUCAUAGAUUCCUUUGAUGCUUUAGAGAAACAUUACGGCUGCUUAGUCCGCUGGUCCUUGGGCCCCAUGACUGCAUGGAUAAAUGCAGGACGGGUGUACAAAUGCAAACAUUAAAAAAAAAAGAAAUGUGAAAGUUAUUUCAGCGGGGUCAUAUUGUAGUGGUAAUUUGUUCAUUUCUACAGGAUUUGUCUGAGCCCAAACUGUAAGUCUUUAUAGCUCCAUAAAUGAGUCAUAACCUUUUUCCCAUCAGUGACUGUUGACAGUAUGAAACAUUAAACGUCGUCCCUCCACCUCGAAUCAAAUGAAUCUAUAAUCUUGAGAGGCUUUCAGCUCAGAUGAGUCCGUUGGUCUGCUUCGAUGUGCCAGACAACUUUGAACGAUCGUGGAAACUUUGCGACUUUUCUGGCUCUCCCAACCUCAAAUCAGAUUCCUUAAAUUUACAUUCAACGCGUUUGCUGUCCGACCCAAAGCCUUUCGUGUGCAAUUCUAGGUUUUCAUAAACACCCGAGAGGCAUCAUGGAGUUCUUCAAGGACUGCUGCAAGAAUUUUUCUCAGAGGAACAAACAGGAACCGGAGACCCAAGUGAUCAAAAUAAAGGCGCCUCCCAAGGAGAUAAUGUUGAUAGGAGAGCUGCCGGAUGAGAGGACUAGGAUUGAGAAAACGGAAGAUUACCUCAUUUCCAAGCAGCCUCCGGGUGGCAGAGAGGUCCCGUUUGUCGUUCCCACCUUCAAGCCCACUUACGUUCAACCCCAGAGCCACCAGUUCUCUGCUCUGCAGCCGGGGCUGCACAGCUCAGCCAGGUCCACGUAUGCGGGGAGGAAAGCAGAACUGCUGGGCGCCAGCUUCUUCCCGUACAACUCGGAGUCCAUCUUCCAUCAGGGCAGCAUGCCGGCGUACAUCUCCCCCGGCGCCGCCCGACGAGACGCACCAAAGAGCGGCCCUCGAAGCCCAGGUUGGACUGUGAAACCGGGCAACCAGCGGCGCCUGAGCAGCUCCAUGCUGGACCUGAGCAGCCCUCAGAGCCACAGCCAGCGAAUUGACUCCACCUCCAGCACCGUCAGCAGCGCCUCCUCCAUGAUGAGCUCCAUGGAAAGCAGCCUGGAAUCCAUCGCUUUGUCGGUGGACGAGCAGGAGCUGGGGAAGGUCUGUGUCCGGGUCCGAUACCAGCAGGACGUGGAGCAGGUGUGGAUCACCCUGGUUCAGUGUUCAGACCUCGUCGUCCAUCCAGAUGAAGUACAGAAGGUUGGCUUCAAAGCAAUCCUCACCGUCCCCAAACCCAUCCAGUUCAAGACCACACUCAAGGAGUAUCAGCAGAAUGUCGCCUUCAUGGAGACCUUCGUGUUCACGCUGCGCCUGCAGCAGCUGCAGAGCAGCGCUUUGGUGCUGCGCCUGCAGACGCACAGCCCCAGGAAACGCACUGCGGCCGAGGCGGUCCUCUCCCUGCGCCAGCUCAGCCCCCAGGAGUCGGAGCACUGGCUCGACCUCCAGCAGCCCUCCAAAUCCUCGGCGAGUCACUCCGAGCUGCACCUCAGCACCCUCUUCCAGCCGGUCAGCGGACGCAUCCAGGUCAAGGUCCUGGCGGCCCAGAACCUCCCACCGUCCUCCUCUCCCCUCUCCCAGGUGUUUUUCGUCAAGGCCGAGAUGCACCAGUUGGGCCAGCUGGAAAUCAAGAAGAAGACCCGGGCGCUGAAGGCGUCAGGCGGUCAGUGUCGCUGGGAGGAGACGUUUCACUUCCUGUUGGCGUCGCUGGAGCACGCCUGCUCGCUGUCGCUGAGGCUCUACAGCCGCAGCUCCGUCAGGAGGAAACAGUGUCUUGGACAGGUUCAGCUGGGCUUCGACAGUCCUCUGCCAGAAGCCGUGGAGCAGUGGAAGGACACGAUGGCUCACCCAGAGAAAGCGGUGACAGCCUGGCAUCGACUGAGUCCCCCCUAAACCCCGCCGCCCCUCGACUGCUGAGACUUUCAUUUUUAAAAGCGCCGGACGCCUGGCUAGCCCGCUGGCCCCGCCACCCUGCGCCGAGCAGGCUGUUUACGGCCCAGACUCCACGCCGCAGGUCGACGACCCGGAAGAGAUUCGAGAUGUUAGGUGAAAUUCUGUAGAUAGAGGAUUUGCACAAAGUUUUAGAAGAUGGUUGGUGGAGGGAGAGGCAUUUCUGGAGAAAGGAGGCUGUCUUUAUUUUCUUUAUAGGUCAACUCACUGCUUCUGGUGAAAACGCCUGUUCGGUCAGAUCUGUGUUUACAAAAGUCUUCAAUUUCGAUUAGCUGGCUGAUGAAGGUCUACGGCUUGAAGUAUAUAGAACAAUUUUUUCUCAAUCUUGUCUUCUUUUAUUUUUAUUUCUUUGAGAGAGUGCCAAGUUAAUCAAAGCUCAGAGCCCAAAAGAAACGAAGAGGAAAUAUGCGGCAGCCUGAACAACCCAAGUUUUAAAAGUCAGAAAAGUGUGCACUUUAAUUCGUAAGGCACUUGUAACGUUUUGGGGACAGUGACAUCUGCAGUGCCUUGAAAAGGUUUUCACACCACCUGCCCAUGUUUUGUCUCUACACAACUAACGUCAGCGUAUUUUGAUGAGCGACUAUUGGAUAUGUUGGUCAACGCCCGCCUCAGUCUCAUCUUUUGUUAAUGUUUCCUCGCAGCUUCGCUGUUCACGCUUGAGUCAUGCAUCCCCACAGUAUCAUGCUGCCACCACCGUGGGGAUGCUUUUUGAAUCCAGGCUAAUUUGCAAGGAAUUUUCAUUCAAGGAAGCGGACUGAGUGCACAUUUCAGAUUGCAUUAUGCACCUCAUCAUGUUGCUCCGUCACGUAAAGUCCUAAUAAAAUACAUUGUCGUGAUGUGACAAAACGCGAAGUGUGUGAAAACUUUCACAUUUCUGUUCUUCUUGCCCGCCCUCGGUUGUUCAGACGACGGCUACCGUCUCUGAUGCUAACUUAUGUGAUGUCGUGGUUUUGUUUUUUUUUUUUGUCCUUUUAAGGCACUUUAUCUUCUUGUAUUUGUCAUAGUUUUUUUUUUUUAUGUAGGGUUUUCUUCGGAAAUGUGAAGUGUAAUCAUUGAACCAGUUCACUUGGUUAAUUAAAUAUGUGAUGUAAAGAAAUACGGAACAGCCUGAAGUCUUUCAGAUUUUACAACCGUGGCAAACUGGAGAAUCUGCAACUUAAGAAAGAGCUUCUUAAAACCUUUGUCUCGCGCAACUCUUGUUUGUGAACUGAAACGGGAAUGUCCCCUGUUCAGUCCAAUAAAGCUUUGGACUGA